CGGGUCUCUAUUUUUAUAGGAUCGGCCCGGUUAAAGAGGAGGUUGUUGUAGCACUGUAAUACGGGUAGGCUGUGUAGAUCGAACCAGGAAGAGCGCGUGUCGAGCGAGUUAGCGGGAGGGAGAGAGCGAGUUAGGGUUUUGUUAAUCUUAAUCUCCGAAGGUCAGUGAGUGCGGUUAUAUUUCCAUCGUAACGUUUGUAGGUACAUGUGUUUGUUCCUUGCACUUGAGGACUUGUCUUCCUCAUUAUUGAGUGUAAGCGCUUGAUUUGUAGAGAGGGAGGUUGUGGGAUCUCGAGAGCGCAAGAGGAACAAAAGAGAGAAAUUGUGUGUGUUUGUAGCUAUUUUCUAGAUUUGUGGGUGCAGCGAUUUUUACCAUGACUGAGAGGAAGCUUGUUGUUUUGGGUAUCCCAUGGGACGUAGAUACAGAGGGUUUACGAGAAUAUAUGCGCGGGUUUGGGGAGUUGGAGGACUGUGUCGUGAUGAAGGAACGAUCUACUGGACGUUCUCGUGGAUUUGGCUAUGUAACAUUUGCUACUGCUGAUGAUGCUAAGAAUGCUUUGUCUAAGGAGCAUUUUCUUGGAAACAGAAUACUGGAAGUAAAAAUUGCAACUCCGAAGGAGGAGAUGAGGGCACCUGCAAAGAAGGUGAGCAGGAUUUUUGUGGCUAGGAUAUCACCAUCAGUUACUGAAUCUACUUUCAGAAGCUACUUUGAGAAAUAUGGUGAGAUAACAGAUCUGUACAUGCCAAAGGAUCCAAGCACUAAAGGUCAUCGUGGGAUUGGUUUCAUCACCUUUUCAAACUCUGAGUCAGUUGAUGACCUAAUGAAUGAAAGCCAUGAACUGGGAGGCUCUACUGUUGUUGUUGAUCGAGCAACUCCAAAGGAAGAUGAUUUCAAGCCAGUAAGACGAAUGCCUCAAGGUGGUGGAUAUGGAGCAUACAACACAUACAUGAAUGGAGCUACUAGAUAUGCUGCCUUGGGGGCUCCAACAAUGUAUGACCAACCACCUUCUUUGUAUGGAAGAGGCUUACCCCCUCGUGGAAUGGGGAGAAAGAUUUUUGUUGGAAGGCUUCCUCAGGAGGCAACUGUAGAAGAUCUUCGCCAUUAUUUUGGCCGAUUUGGUCGUAUUUUAGAUGCUUAUAUUCCUAAGGACCCCAAGAGGACAGGACAUAGAGGUUUUGGUUUUGUUACAUUUUCUGAUGAUGGCGUGGCAGACCGUGUUUCGCGAAGACCUCAUGAGAUUUGUGGACAGCCGGUUGCAAUCGAUACUGCUACACCACUUGAUGAUGAUGCUAGUCCAAGUAGUUAUGCGAUUGAUAACCACCACCCAGAACCAUAUGGGGCCUAUGGUGGCCCAGUGCGUACCUAUGGCAGAAUGUAUGGGGGCUUAGGUGGUUUUGAUGAUUGGGGAUACGGCAUGCAUGGCGGCAUGCAUGGUGGCAUGCAUGGCGGCAUGAGCAGUAGUAGUUUUGGGGGAGGAAGACCUUCACGGACAGAUAUGAGGUAUAGGCCAUACUAGCUACACUGUCAUGGUGCUGAUAUAAGGUUACACGCCUUUCUGAUGAUAGCAGAGAACCCUCGAGCCGACUUAGUUGCUGCUAUUAAAGCAGUCCAAAAGAAUGGUUGGCCAAAACUCUUGGACUGAUUUUCUUAUGGUGUAGUAUGAAUUGUUAAGUUAUUUUUUAUUAGAGAUAUUAUGGACUAGCAAGCUUUUGCUGGAAGGCCUAAUACGUUAAAAGGAUGUUCUAUAAAUUUGAAAAAGUUGCUCGCUACUGAUGAAGCUAAUUUAUUUAGAUCCUACAACCUAUAAUGUAUCAUUGUUUACAAUUUGUAUUGUUGUUGGACUUGUUACUUUUAGCAUUGGAUUCCCGCAAUGAAUUUCUAGUGCUCUUGUUGAACUUGUUUUAUCUUUGGAGUUUGGAUAAUUGGAUGCCCAUAAUCGAUUGUUUUGGGAGAUACAUUUGCUCUCGUCUUUUUUCCA
Cuscuta europaea is the source of this 1978-nucleotide messenger RNA. NCBI's taxonomy places the organism in Eukaryota, Viridiplantae, Streptophyta, Magnoliopsida, Solanales, Convolvulaceae. The record is from the annotation of a GenBank genome assembly.